Astyanax mexicanus (Mexican tetra) is the source of this 1344-nucleotide messenger RNA. RefSeq names its product ribosomal RNA processing 7 homolog A (gene rrp7a). Gene Ontology annotation, cellular component: CURI complex; UTP-C complex. Gene Ontology annotation, biological process: rRNA processing; ribosomal small subunit assembly. NCBI's taxonomy places the organism in Eukaryota, Metazoa, Chordata, Actinopteri, Characiformes, Acestrorhamphidae. The record is from RefSeq and is a predicted model, not a curated record. Gene Ontology annotation, molecular function: RNA binding. The coding region runs from base 21 to 863 and encodes 280 amino acids. The transcript is spliced from 7 exons.
GAGGUAUACGCAGAGAGAAGAUGGCGCCGCCCGGGAAGCAACAUGCGAGUGGUGCUUGCGUGAUUCCAGGAGGAUUCACAGUGUUGUCGCUGAAGUUCAGAUCGAGUAGCAGUGCUCAGCAUCAGUUAUGUGUGAAGGAACACCGGGUCCGUGCGGAGAAGAACAGCAACCGGCCACUGGACCGGACUCUGUUCGUCCUCAACAUCCCCCCAUACUGUUCAGAGAGUGUGGUAAAGGGCAUGUUUUCCCAGUUUGGACCAGUCCAGUCUGUGGAGCUGAGUGAGAAACCUGGACCCAAAGAAGCAGAAAAUACCCUGUCCCAGUACUUCAAAACAGCAGGCAGACAGUGUUUUAAGGUGGGAUACAUCGUGUUUAAAGAAGCCUCCAGUAUAGCGGCGGCUAAAUCCCAUCCCCUUAAUUCUCCACUGUUGGUCUCCAACAGCAAGAAACCAGUUCGAGUCGGCCUGCAGAAGUGGAUCCAUGAAUACACUCAGUCGAUCGUGAAGCAGGACGCUCUGCAGGAGGCCGUGGAUGAAUUCAUGAACCAGUACGACAAGACGAAAGAGGAGGAGGUGGAGCGUCUUCAGAAAGAGGCGGAGCAGCAGCAGGAGGAUGAAGAGGGUUGGGUUAAAGUGACAAAGGGUGGCAAAGGCACUAAGGCCCGCCCACAUAGUGAAGUGGCCAAUCAGAAGACGCUUCAGAAAGAAGACAAGAAGAAGAGGAGAAAGGAGCUGGUGAACUUUUACACGUGGCAACGGCGGGAUACGCAGAGAGAACAUAUCGCACAGCUGAGGAAGAAGUUUGAGGAGGAUAAGCAGCGCAUUGCUCUUCUCCGAGCACAGAGAAAGUUCAGACCCUACUGAACUACAUUACCCACAAACCUCUACAUUGCGUGUUUUCCUCUGUUUUGAACCUUACCCACUGGCCCAAGCAGAGCAGGGUGUAUGGACCAAUCCGACCAGAGCUCAUUUCAGUGUAUCAGUGUAAAGGGAACAAUAAGCAUGAGGGAUGAUGAAAGAGGCUGGUAUAGAGAUGAAUUAUGACUUAUGAAUAGAGAAAUAUUAAUCUGAGCCGGGUAUUGACUGUAUUGUACCUCUGAAGGAUUGUUUACACUGUUUGUAACUUGUUGAGCAAAAAUGUACCUGUUGGAAUGAACAUUUAAAGUCACACGGCCCUUCUUGGAUAUAUUCAGACAUUCAGACUGUAUUAGGAGUCUCUGCUCUGAUACCCUUACUACGGCUGAUUAAGGGCUGGAUGGGUUAAUGUUGAACCCCCGCAGUCCUGCAGUCGGACCCCUGCCUGCCUGUUGUGUGUCUGUUUAAUAAAGGUCAGAUUUUUACUCAC